GGCCAAGUUGAUAGAUACCUCCUGGAUACUUAAUGCUUCUCGAAUCCCUCUCCUGCCCUGCCUCCUUCAUCCACUCUCCCUCCUGUCCUCUUCCCCGUGCAACGUGCGCCCUCCAGUACUCCUUUCUCGCGCCAACACUUCCACUCCUUCAGCAUAUCCAGGCGCCGCCGUCAUGGAGCUCCCGUUUUCCGACGCUGAGAAGCGCUUUGUCCUCGCAGAAGUCAUUAAGACAAGCCCAAUCCCGGUGGAAAAGAUAUUAAGUUUUCUGGAGGAAGGGAAUGUGCAGCCGGCAUGGACUCAGAUGCUUCUCCCUCUUGGCCGCAAUCUGAAGUCAUGCAUGGACGCGUGGGACGCUCUCCGAGCUGGUCAAUCCUCGAGCUUCCCGCCAAACUAUCCAGUCCAUGCGAUGUCUGGCGCUCUUCCCAAACGAAAACCCCCACCGGAAUCUCUCGAUCCUUUCGCAUCAGCUCCUCCUCCAAAACGACGGCAAUCUGGGGAUACUACAAUAGGUGCUCAACGAGUCAUCCAACCUAAGCCCUCUUCGAAUGGUCAAUCACCGCUCUCGUUUUCCUCUGCCCAACCAGGUCAACAGCCAAAGAAGCGGGGUCGCCCUUCAAAAGCUGAGGUAGAGGCGCGGAACGCGGAGUUAGUUGCUAGAGGUGAAGUUAUACCGCCAUCGAAGGCGUCUACGCCGAGAUCUAAGGCUUCAGGGCUUCCACCUCGAGAUCCCGAAUCAAUGGUACAGAGAGAAACCAUUAUCCAUCCCGCAAGAACUCCUGCAGCGCCUAUGCAAAGCUCAGGAACGGGCGAGAGUACUGCUUCGGAGCCAAGCGCACCAGCACCAUUUGAGAGCAUGCGAAGUAGGCCGGCUGAGGGCGAGGUUUAUGAUCAGUCUGGCGAGAAGCAGCGGUUUCCGGAUUCAAGCUCAUCCCAAAAGGACUACAAGCCAGGCGAAGCCGGUUCCUCAGCGACGAUAGGAGCUCAACCACAGUAUGGCGAAUUCGAGGCCAGGCCACCAACGACCCAACCGCAAACUCAACUUCCUCCGCCGCGUAUGUUUAACCCAGGAGAACCGCAAGGACCUACAACUCAAAUGGUUCCUCCUAGGGAAUCCGUGGUAAAGGAGACAGCGGGAGCUCAACCGCGUUCUAAUCCGUAAAAUUCGAUCGAUCUACGCAUGUUUCCUGGUUACGAUCCAUGAUUUACACUUUCAGCAACUUACGAAAAGUCUAUCCAAAAAUAUACCAAUCAAUCACUCUCGAAAGCUUC
Molecule: messenger RNA, 1269 nt
Organism: Amorphotheca resinae ATCC 22711
Lineage: Eukaryota; Fungi; Ascomycota; Leotiomycetes; Helotiales; Amorphothecaceae
Exons: 3
Coding region: 173-1159 (328 amino acids)
Source: RefSeq, a predicted model, not a curated record